This is a messenger RNA of Stegastes partitus (bicolor damselfish), 1334 nucleotides long. RefSeq names its product sodium channel, voltage-gated, type IV, beta b (gene scn4bb). Bases 402 to 1097 code for a protein of 231 amino acids. Gene Ontology annotation, molecular function: transmembrane transporter binding; sodium channel regulator activity. Gene Ontology annotation, cellular component: plasma membrane; voltage-gated sodium channel complex. The transcript has 6 exons. The record is from RefSeq and is a predicted model, not a curated record. Lineage: Eukaryota; Metazoa; Chordata; Actinopteri; Pomacentridae. Gene Ontology annotation, biological process: regulation of sodium ion transmembrane transporter activity; cardiac muscle cell action potential involved in contraction; regulation of ventricular cardiac muscle cell membrane repolarization.
CUCCUCUCUAAUUGUCUCUCAUCCUGCACUGCAAUGUGGCUGUCUCUGCAGUGAAAGUGCUGGCUGGCAGAGUCUCCUUGAGUGAACCCUGACUGUGCGCAGUGAGCGUUUGCCGCUCUGCCUCUGUCCUGUCCACACUGACUCAGCUGAGCAGGCAGCCGGCAGGCCCCUGACUGAGCACCGGCUGCAGGAGCAGGAGUGCAUCAGGGCUGUGAGGCAGGCUCGCUACCCCACAGCAGCAGCUGUAGCUGCAACACUGGGAUGUGCCUUGUUUGGGGUCCAGUCACUCAGACAGCAGCUUACAGAUUCAAUCCAGAGUGGUGGCAAAGGAUAUCCUACUAGCUACCAGAGCCAGGCCUGGAUCCUGCAGCACCAUUUGUUUUGGAGCAGAUCUGGCGGCCAUGGAGGUCCGGUGGAUUGGGGUUAAAUCCCAGAGGCUGGGCCCACCAUCCUCAACCGUCGGCCUGAUCUUCUCUCUGCUGCUUGGCCUGUGGUCUGCUCAGGCCCUUGAGAUGUCUGUGGGGAAGAUUCCCACCCUGGAGGCAGUGAAUGGCAGCACAGUCAUCCUGCCUUGCACAUACUCCAGCUGCAUUGGCAUCAAAGACCUUUACUUUAACUGGCAGUUCAAUGACAACGGCACCAUGCAGAAGGUGUGUGAGUCAGUGAUACCAUCAGAAGGCGUGGAGCCUCACGUGGAUAUAUACAGAGAGCGGGUGGAGUUUGUGGGAAAGAACCAUCAAAACAACAUUUCCAUCUUGCUGUGGAACAUCACCUUCGAGGACGGGGGCAAGUACACUUGUUUCGGACGCAAUCCCAAAGAGAAGUUCAAGAACCACAGCGCCAUCUUCCACCUCAUCGUGGUGGACGAGUUGAGGGUGGUGGACAACACGCUGACCAUCAUGAUCGCCUCAGCUGUUGGUGGAGCCAUUGCUCUGCUCAUGGGAUUCAUGUUGCUCAAGAACUUCACUCUCUUUGUUCUUGCCAAGCUUGAGGAGAAAAAUAAGGAGUGCCUUGUUACUUCGUCAGGGAUCGACAACACAGAAAAUGGCCUCUCUGGAACCAAAGCUGAUUCAAAGCCGACACCAAAAAAGAAAUGAGACGGUGCAUGUAGAACGACAUGAGUACUCAUAUUUAUAUACCUUCUUUGCAUAUAUUUGAAUAUGCACAUGUGUUUGCACACACUCAGAUUCAUUACUUUCAAGCUGGGAUCUUAAUAACUCUGGCUGUGGCCUUGAAAGUGGAACAUAUACAUGUGCAUAUGGUUAUGCAAAAUGUGCACAAAGUAGUAGCUGCUGCAGAUGAUAUACAACUAAAGGUUGGGCAAAUCAUGAGUG